Nothoprocta perdicaria is the source of this 4693-nucleotide messenger RNA. RefSeq names its product ATPase phospholipid transporting 11B (putative) (gene ATP11B). The transcript is spliced from 30 exons. Gene Ontology annotation, molecular function: ATP hydrolysis activity; ATPase-coupled intramembrane lipid carrier activity; magnesium ion binding. The record is from RefSeq and is a predicted model, not a curated record. Gene Ontology annotation, cellular component: endoplasmic reticulum; plasma membrane; trans-Golgi network. Bases 25 to 3498 code for a protein of 1157 amino acids. NCBI's taxonomy places the organism in Eukaryota, Metazoa, Chordata, Aves, Tinamiformes, Tinamidae. Gene Ontology annotation, biological process: phospholipid translocation.
GGGGCCGCGACCCGCGCCCCGGGCAUGUUGCGCUGGGUCCGCCAGCAGCUGGGUUUUGACCCACCACAUCAAAGUGAUACGCGAACUAUUUAUAUAGCAAAUCGUUUUCCCCAGCAUGGCCAUUAUGUUCCUCAGAAAUUUGCAGACAACAGAAUCAUAUCAUCCAAGUAUACAGUGUGGAAUUUUGUUCCAAAAAACUUAUUUGAACAAUUCAGAAGAGUAGCCAACUUUUAUUUUUUGAUAAUAUUUUUGGUUCAGCUCAUGAUAGAUACCCCUACCAGUCCCAUUACCAGUGGAUUGCCAUUGUUUUUUGUCAUAACUGUAACAGCCAUAAAACAGGGUUACGAAGACUGGCUACGACACAAAGCAGACAAUGAAGUAAACGGUGCUCCAGUUUAUGUUGUUAGAAGUGGUGGUCUUGUGAAAACUAGAUCUAAAAACAUUCGGGUUGGCGACAUUGUCAGAGUAGCCAAAGAUGAGACUUUCCCUGUUGAUCUGGUGCUUCUGUCAUCCGAUAGAGCGGACGGUUCAUGUCACGUUACUACUGCAAGUCUGGAUGGAGAAACCAAUCUUAAGACACAUGUUGCGGUUCCAGAAACAGCAGUGUUACAGUCAGUUGCCAACCUGGACAAACUUGUCGCUGUUAUAGAAUGCCAGCAGCCAGAAGCAGACCUCUACAGAUUUGUUGGAAGAAUAACUGUAAGUCAACAAAUUGAGGAAAUUGUACGACCUCUUGGGCCUGAAAGUCUCUUACUUCGUGGAGCAAGAUUGAAAAACACUAAAGAAAUAUUUGGCGUUGCUGUGUAUACGGGUAUGGAGACAAAGAUGGCAUUAAAUUACAAAAGUAAAUCUCAAAAACGGUCAGCAGUAGAAAAGUCUAUGAAUUCUUUCUUGAUUAUUUAUCUAAUAAUCCUCCUCUUUGAAGCCAUUCUGAGUACUAUUUUAAAAUAUGCAUGGCAAGCUGAAGAAAAAUGGGAUGAGCCUUGGUAUAAUGAAAAAACAGAGCACGAAAGAAACAGCAGUAAGAUACUGAGAUUUAUUUCAGAUUUUCUUGCUUUUCUGGUACUUUACAAUUUUAUCAUACCUAUUUCACUUUAUGUGACUGUUGAGAUGCAGAAAUUUCUUGGAUCUUUUUUUAUUGGCUGGGAUCUUGACCUCUAUCACGAAGAGACAAACCAGAGAGCACAAGUAAAUACCUCGGACCUCAAUGAAGAGUUGGGACAGAUAGAAUAUGUGUUUACAGACAAAACUGGUACAUUAACUGAAAAUGAGAUGCAGUUUCGUGAGUGCUCCAUAAAUGGCAUAAAGUACCAAGAGAUCAAUGGGAAACUCACUCCAGAGGGGCUAUCUGAAGAUUCUCCAGAUGGAAAUAGACAUAGUUUGGUGAAAGAGGAAGAGCUCUUCUUGAAAGCAGUUUGUCUUUGUCAUACAGUGCAGAUCAAUGCAGAUCAAACAGAUGGUGCUGAUGGCCCCUGGCAAGCCAAUGGAAUAACAUCCCCAUUGGAAUAUUAUGCUUCUUCGCCAGAUGAGAAAGCUUUAGUUGAAGCUGCAAGCCGUGUUGGAGUGGUCUUCACUGGAACUAGUGGGGACACUAUGGAAGUAAAAAGUCUUGGAAAACCAGAAAGGUAUAAAUUGCUGCAUGUUUUGGAGUUUGAUCCGAAUCGCAGAAGAAUGAGUGUCAUUGUAGAGAGUCCCUCAGGGGAAAAGCUUUUAUUCACAAAGGGAGCAGAGUCAUCCAUUCUUCCUCGUAGUAAGAGUGGAGAAAUAGACAAAACAAGGAUACACGUGGAUGAAUUUGCCUUGAAAGGACUAAGAACUUUGUGCGUGGCCUACAGAAGUUUCACACCUGAGGAGUAUCAAGAAAUUAGCAAACGCCUUCAUGAGGCCAGGACUGCCUUACAGCAACGAGAAGAAAAAUUAGCAGAUGUAUUCAACUUCAUAGAAAGGGAUCUAGAAUUGCUUGGGGCUACAGGAGUGGAAGACAAGCUGCAGGAGAAAGUCCAAGAAACCAUAGAAGCGCUCAGGUUGGCUGGAAUCAAAGUGUGGGUACUCACUGGAGAUAAGCAUGAAACUGCUGUUAGUGUCAGUUUGUCAUGUGGACACUUUCAUAGAACUAUGAACAUCCUUGAACUGGUGCAGCACAAAUCAGACAGUACAUGCGCAGAGCAACUGAGGCAGCUAGCCAAGAGAAUAAAGGAAGACCAUGUUAUCCAGCAUGGACUAGUUGUGGAUGGGACCAGCCUCUCUCUUGCACUCAGGGAACAUGAAAAGCUGUUCAUGGAAGUUUGUAAAAACUGUUCUGCAGUGUUGUGCUGCCGCAUGGCACCCCUUCAGAAAGCAAAGGUAGUGAGACUGUUAAAAACUUCUCCAGAAAAACCUAUAACAUUAGCGAUUGGUGAUGGUGCUAAUGAUGUGAGCAUGAUACAAGAAGCACAUGUUGGCAUAGGAAUCAUGGGAAAAGAAGGAAGACAAGCUGUAAGAAACAGCGACUAUGCAAUAGCACGGUUUAAAUUCCUCUCCAAGUUGCUUUUUGUUCAUGGCCACUUUUACUAUAUUAGAAUAGCAACCCUUGUACAGUACUUUUUUUAUAAGAAUGUGUGCUUUAUUACACCACAGUUUUUAUAUCAGUUCUUCUGUUUGUUUUCACAACAAACGCUCUAUGACAGUGUAUACCUGACUUUGUACAAUAUUUGUUUCACUUCCUUGCCUGUCCUGAUCUACAGUCUUUUUGAACAGCAUGUGCAUCCGCAUGUAUUACAGAGUAAACCUGUGCUGUACCGAGACAUCAGUAAAAAUGCCCAUCUAGGGUUUAAACCAUUUCUUUACUGGACCGUCUUGGGCUUCUUUCAUGCAUUUGUUUUCUUUUAUGGCUCAUAUCUUCUAAUGGGAGAAGACACUUCUCUGCUGGGAAAUGGCCAGAUAUUGAAACCUAACAGGCAAAUGAUGUUUGGAAACUGGACAUUUGGUACUUUGGUCUUCACCGUCAUGGUUAUAACUGUUACGAUGAAGAUGGCAUUAGAAACUCAUUUCUGGACAUGGAUAAACCAUUUUGUUACUUGGGGAUCCAUUGUGUUUUAUUUCAUAUUCUCCUUGUUUUAUGGGGGAAUUAUCUGGCCAUUUUUACAUACCCAGGACAUGUACUUCGUAUUUGUUCAACUGUUGUCAAGUGGUUCUGCUUGGUUUGCCAUAAUCAUCAUAGUAGUUGCCUGUUUGUUUCUUGAUGUUGUGAAGAAAGUGCUGUACAGACAUCUGCAACCAACGAGUACUGAAAAAGCUCAGCUUACUGAGACAGGUUCAGGUAUCAACUGCUUGGACUCCAUGUGCUGCUUCUCAGAUGGGGAAACAGCAUGCACAUCUCUUAGAAGAAUGCUGGAACGACUAAUGGGAAGAUGUAGCCCUACCCGGGUCAACAGGUGUGGAAUUUCUCUCAAUAGCCUUUGCUGCAGGCGAUUCUCCUAUAAACUGGAACCCGAUGAGCCUGCAGCUAUAGAUGUCUAGUAAACCAACUGCAGGUUUUACUUAUUUAAUAGGAAAUGCAACUCUUUAUUGUACUUUUUUUUCAUCCUAAAAAAUAGUUUCUUGUUUCUUUUUGAGUGCUUUCUUUCGGGAUGGUGGGGGGGAAAUGGUUUUCAAAAGAUUUCCAUUAUAACGGUUAGUUUGGCUUAGUACAUGAUCUUACGAUCUUGUGUUGUAUCUAUAGUAAUUUUUCUUGAUUUGUACAUUCUUCUGUUUAGAAAAAAAUCAAGCCUCAAUGCUGUGCUUGUUCUCCUGGUUUAUCUUUUUAUUUUUUUUCCUUCACAAAUCAGGAGUUCUUUGUAAAAUCAAAUGCUCAAAAGCCUUUUCCCUUUGGUUCUUGAUGUACAACCUCCAAAUAUUUACCUUGGAGCUUGGAUUACUUCUGAAGAUAUACACAAGGCUCACACCCCCCGCCCUUAAAUGGAACUUCAUUGUUAGAAGGAGAGUCUUUAAAUCUUUCAGCCAUUAAUUGAUAUGGAAAUUAAAUAUUUUUGUAGUAAGACUUUUAUAAUCUAUUUCUAAAAUCUAAGUAAUUGACAGAACAAGAGCCUUCAGGUUCUAAGAAUUUUAAGCAUUUUCUUCAAUACUAGAAGUACGUUGUCAAAAUCAUGUGUGCCAUUUGAAAGUAUGUGCUAAAUAAACCUUUUCCUUCUGAAACCAUAUGUGUGAAACAAACCUCAAUGAGUUAAAAGCAUGUUAGAGUAACGAGAAAUAUUUCAAAGGAGUCAUACUGCUCUCGCAGCAGCCAUAACUGUGAUAAAAGCUCUUACUAAUCUGCUAAUGUGCCAUCCUAGCACUUCCAGAUAAAGAGGGCUAGCUAACAAACAUGGAAAUAUUUGGGGGUAGAAGUAAAAAUAGUCCUUUGUACAUCGUAAUCUCUCAGCCCCAGAAUGAUAUCAUAGUCCUUCAUAAGUCAAAAGUCAAAUCUAAAGUUUCACUUCACAGAUUUUCGAGGGAAAUCAUUUGGUAUCUGAACAGUUUGGUACCCUUUUAGUUAAUGGUUGGGGUAUCAUUUAUUCCCGAUAAAAUCUUGUGUGAGUGACUUUCAUUGACACACUUUGUCAGUUCUGAAUUUUUCCUUUAGAUAUUGGCUUGCUAUGAAGUACAUCUCUGUUUUGAGACUUCUGUUAAACACAGUGUCUGUAGUUUCCGUCAUUCUCUCUCCACUGGCUUGCUU